Molecule: messenger RNA, 1380 nt
Organism: Aspergillus niger
Lineage: Eukaryota; Fungi; Ascomycota; Eurotiomycetes; Eurotiales; Aspergillaceae
Exons: 3
Coding region: 1-1380 (459 amino acids)
Biological process (GO): regulation of DNA-templated transcription
Molecular function (GO): zinc ion binding; sequence-specific DNA binding; protein binding
Source: RefSeq, a predicted model, not a curated record
AUGGAACUCGAAUUCCAUCGAGGACGAAGAGUGGCGCAGAACCAAAUUCCGUCCCAGGCAUACGGUCUCCGAGCCCCAGUGUCGAACUCAAAACCACCGGGGCCCCAGUAUAGCAUGGACGCGCGGAGUAUUCCUCGCUCGAUGAGCCGCGGUGCCGCUAAUCUGCUCCAACUCUCCGCUUCUGCUACCAUCUCUUCUUCCACUGCUACUGCUGCUACCACUUCAACAACUCCUGCCACUAUCACAACCACAGUCCCUGCUCUUGCUUCCAUACCUACAACUACUACAGCGCCAGCAGGGACCAACAACCUCCAGCACCCCACCCCCGACAUAGGCCUUGCCGGCACCAACAAUGACGGCUGGUCUGCACGGGUACUAGACGAACUAAAGGACCUGCUCCUUCUUCUCAGUCACGAUGGGCAGGUUCUAUACGCGUCACCAUCAUGCUCUGAGGUGACAGGGAUUGAAUCGCACAUGCUAGAACAAAGCGAUUUCUCCCGUUUCGUCCAUGAAGACGACAAGCCUAUCCUCGGCCACGAAUUGGACGAGUGCAUCAAGACUGGACGCGAAAUACGAUGUCACUUCCGGCUCUGUAGGCCUGACAGUAGCUCCUGUUUAUUAGAAGCACAUGGACAUCCACACCUGAUGACGACCGGAACUGCUCCUUCUGCGACCGCAGAUUCAUCCCAACAACCGCAACGGAAGACAGUCUGUAAAGGGAUAUUUCUCGUCUGUCGGCCAUACCCAACACGAGGGUCACAGUUGCUCGAUUCGUUUUUGGAACACAAAAUUGAGAACAUCCGGCUGAACCAGCGCAUAGCCCAACUAAAGGAAGAGGAAGAAGAGGAGUUGAAUUCGAGACCAGGGCAGACGUCAACGACAACGACGACCAGCACCACUACCACGACGACAACGCGCCAGACGUAUGUCUCAACGACACAGACGUCGUUUGCGCAACGAGAUACAUCAGUAUCUGGAGAGGAGAAUGAAUCAUCCGAUACAGUCACCAAUACGGACGACGCCGAUUCACGAUCGUUUCUGGAGCAGGUUGGGGAUCGGUUGCCGCAGACUGAAGACAUGUCUCAUAUUGACGGGAUUGAGGUCAUGACGGGUUUGUACUACGGAGAAGGAGAACGAUCACAGGGUUUGAGUACGGGACAGCAGCAACCGUCGCAGGUGCAACCGCAAUCACAGCCCAAGAAUCCUGCAGAGGCCGUGGACAGGAAGAAAAGGAUGAAAGGGGAGUAUAUGUGCACGGAUUGCGGGACGUCGGAUUCACCCGAGUGGAGGAAAGGCCCGGAAGGGCCGAAGACCCUGUGUAACGCUUGUGGAUUACGUUGGGCCAAGAAAGAGAAAAAACGCCAGGAUUUGGGGCCGUAG